AUGAAUGAGAAAUUCCGAGAACUGGAAGAAUAUUUUAAGCAACCAAUUAAUAACUCAUUUACCAAGCCCAAGCAAGAGAGAGUCUUGAUUACAAGCCAAGGUUCUGUCGGAGAUUUUUCCAUGUUUGAUAAAGAAAUUUGGGAACCAAAAUUUAACGACAAUAGUAAAGGAAAGCACUUAUUCAGGACGAGGAAACCGGUUGAUGUAACAUGUAGAGUCUUCUUUUCACUCGUAAAACCACAAGGCGCUCCAAAUGGAACAAGAUUUAUAUUACUUUACUCACCACCAUUGUAUGCCAUAUUAGAUCAAGCCAAUGAAGAGUUAGAGAUGAUCCCUAAAGAUGCGCAGUUCUAUUUUGAAGGAAGAUACAUAAUUGUUUCAUUUAAUAACGUUGAACGUAUAUACUCUAUCAAAUCAGAUGCGAAAAAGUUAUACGAUCUUACAAAGAACAAUAACUCAGAUGAAGUCCUUCAGUUUUUCCUUUGUUGCCAGUUAAAUCGGUACUUGGUUCCUCCAAUUUUCCUUACUAACCCAUUUUACAACAAAGUCGUCAACAACGAACGUUUCUUCUUCCUCGCAUCAAAAUAUCCAUACGAAUACUACAAUGAUGAAACUCUUGAUAAUUAUAUUCGUGCUUCUGAACCAUUCAUCGAUACAUUACUUGAACUCCUUCUCGAUGAGUUUAUCAAACCAUUAGAAUACGAAAUUUCUCAAUUUCCAAAAGGUUCUUUCUUAUAUCAUCUUCUGUUAAUGAUGAUUGAUGAAGAUGAGAACAUAACAAUCUUCAAGACGGCGUGCGAGAAAUCCCGCAAGCCACAGGAAGCUUUUGUCCUUGGUUAUGAAAUUAUGCCAUUAAAUGAUCGAAGCAAAAUGGUUCUCCACCUUGUAUAUAGCGUUUGUGAGAAAUACUUCCCGGGUAGCACACUCGGCAUCAAAUUGAUUAACUCAAUUAUGCUGAAUGUUAUUGCCAAUCACCUCAACUUAAAGAAACUCGGAUUUAAGGCUGAUUUAAUAUUACAACUCGAAAACUUACAACAAGGUACUUUAACUCCAAGCCUUUAUAAGAGAUAUACAAUAAUCGCAAAUGAAUUUAAGAGUCAGCCGGCCAAUUUCAUACUCAAUAGGAAGGGAACAUUCUCUUAUGAUAGCUUUAUCAUUAUGGUUAAUUUUACUUGGAUGCAUAUUACUGAUUUCAUUAAAAUUUGUGAAGCAAACAAAGUGUAUUGA
This is a messenger RNA of Trichomonas vaginalis G3, 1227 nucleotides long. RefSeq lists its product as uncharacterized. The record is from RefSeq and is a predicted model, not a curated record. Lineage: Eukaryota; Parabasalia; Trichomonadida; Trichomonadidae. The transcript has a single exon. Bases 1 to 1227 code for a protein of 408 amino acids.